Molecule: messenger RNA, 2070 nt
Organism: Exophiala aquamarina CBS 119918
Lineage: Eukaryota; Fungi; Ascomycota; Eurotiomycetes; Chaetothyriales; Herpotrichiellaceae
Exons: 2
Coding region: 1-2070 (689 amino acids)
Biological process (GO): regulation of translation
Cellular component (GO): nucleolus
Molecular function (GO): mRNA binding
Source: RefSeq, a predicted model, not a curated record
AUGUCAAAGAUGGCCGGGACAAAACGUACGAUAGAUGCCGGGGAGAAAGGACCUAGUAAAAAGACCAAAUUCGCAGGAGACAGAGAAAGGACGAGCAAGGUCAAAGAACGUUACCGCCCUGAGGUAUUCAAGUCGAAUAAACCUGAACCAUAUCUUAGUGACACGACAGGCUCAUCGUCCCGUGAAGCCCACGUAAAGCAGAAACAGCUUGCUUCCGAACGAAAAGCAGCCAAACCUAACGCGGACUCGAUCUAUCGGUCGAAGAAGAUAUGGGAACGCCUGCGCCGCAAGUCCCACGUCCCUAAAGAUGAGCGGGACCAACUUGUCAAAGAGUUGUUUGAUAUCAUUACCGGAAGAGUUACAGAGUUUGUUUUCAAACAUGAUUCCGUUCGUGUCAUUCAAUGUGCAUUGAAAUAUGCGACCCCCGCACAGAAGAAACAGAUUGCCAUGGAGUUGAAAGGACAUUAUAGAGAACUGGCUGAAUCAAAAUACGCUAAGUUUCUGAUUGCGAAGAUGGUAACGGAAGAUGAUGAGGUUCGGGACGCUGUCGUGGAAGAGUUCUACGGUCAUGUCAAACGGCUCAUCAGACAUCCUGAGGCGAGCUGGAUCGUGGAUGAUAUCUAUCGCACAAUAGCGAGCAAACAGCAAAGAGCUAUUAUGCUGCGCGAAUGGUAUGGGCCCGAAUUUGUUGUCUUUGCCAAAGCCAACAGCAAGUCGGACAAUGUCCCCACCGAUCUAUCGGAGAUUCUGGCUCAGAACCCAGAGAAGAGGAGUCCGAUCAUGCAGCAUUUGAAGGAAAUGACCAAUCAACUUGUUCAAAAGAAGACGACAGGAUUCACAAUUCUUCACGAUGCGCUGCUGCAAUAUUUCCUCAACUGUAAACCAGACAGUCCAGAGAUUACAGAGUUUCUUGAGAUGCUACGUGAUGACGAGGAGGGUGACUGCUACAAGAACCUAGCCUUCACCAAGUCAGGUUCCCGCCUUGUCUGCCUCUCGCUCGCCUAUGGCAGUUCUAAAGACAGACGCACAAUCCUCAAGUUCUUCAAGACUCACAUGAAAUUACUGGCUUCUGACCCAUAUGGUCACAAUGUGCUCCUGACAGCAUAUGACACCAUUGAUGAUACUGUCAUGACCGCAAAGGCCAUAUUUUCAGAACUCCUGGGCAAGGACCUUGAUGGCGAAGCGAGAGAUCAAGAUUUGCUGUCUCAGACAGAACAUCUUACAGCUCGGAUUCCACUUCUAUAUCUCAUGUCACCGGAGGCACCAAAGUGGCUCGUGACAGAUGACACUACGGCAAUCAUCAAAGAAGUUCGUGGGAUUCGCACCAUGACCUCGAAAAAGGAUCCGGAAACGCGACGCCAUGAACUGUUGAAAUCCAUCUCACAAUCAUUACUCGACUUGAUCGCCUCUCAAUCCAGCUUGCUCGCAAAGUCCAGUUUUGGAUGCCAAUUCGUUACCGAAGUGCUCCUCGGUGCAAUUGGCGAUGCCCAGCCAGCCUUGUCGGCUCUUGCGAAAAUAGGGAGCGACGAGAGUGAGGAAAGUGCUCAAGUCCUGAGCACCCCGGCCGUUGGCAGAAUGCUCAAAGCCCUUGUCCAGGGUGGCCGGUUCGACAAGGAGACCAAAUCCAUUGUCAAGGUGGAGCCACCACUCAAAUUUCACGGACUGUUGUACGAGCAGAUCAAUACCCGGGGAGAAGAGGAGAUUGCGAACUGGGCGAACGGGCCGAAUUCGUUUGUCGUCGUGGCAAUGUUAGAAGCCAACGACUUUGAGGAGAAACAAGAACUGUUAAAGAAGUUGACACAGAAGAAAGAUGCCUUGGAUCCGCAGGUUGCGGGGGCAAGAAUCAUUUUGAAAAGCAUCCUCGGCGGGACUGAGGCACAAACCGAAAGCAAGGAUCAGGGGAAGGUCAAGGCGAAGGCUAAGCAUGCUACAGCACCAGAAGAUGUCGAAAAAGAAGAGAAAAAGUUGAAGAAAAAGACGAAGAGUGGUACUGAGGAACAAGUUGCGAAAGAGGAGAAAUUAAUCAAGGAGACCGCUGGUGAGAAGAAGUCGAAAAAGACCAAGAAGUGA